CGCGGGACAAGCCGGCGGCGCCUCCGCCCGGCAUGGACAGCCGCUACAGCAGCGCCGCGGGCCUGGCCGACCUGAGCCCACUCAGCGCCGCGCUGCCGGCCACGCGCGUGGAGGUGUCGGUGUCCUGCAGGAGUCUUCUCGACAGAGACACGUUUUCCAAAUCAGAUCCAAUUUGUGUCUUAUAUGUACAAGGAGUUGGAAAUAAAGAAUGGAGAGAGUUUGGAAGAACUGAAGUGAUUGAUAAUACUUUAAAUCCUGAUUUUGUGAGGAAAUUUAUCCUGGACUAUUUUUUUGAAGAAAGAGAGAACCUGCGUUUUGACCUGUAUGAUGUUGAUUCGAAGAGCCCCAACUUAUCCAAACAUGACUUUCUGGGACAAGUGUUUUGUACAUUGGGGGAGAUUGUUGGUUCACAGGGAAGCCGCCUGGAAAAACCAAUAGUUGGAAUUCCGGGGAAGAAAUGUGGAACAAUCAUUCUCACAGCUGAGGAGUUGAACUGCUGCAGGGAUGCUGUGCUGAUGCAAUUCUGUGCCAACAAAUUGGACAAGAAGGACUUCUUCGGGAAAUCGGAUCCUUUCCUUGUUUUUUACCGGAGUAAUGAAGAUGGCAGCUUUACAAUUUGUCACAAAACAGAAGUUGUGAAGAACACGCUGAACCCUGUGUGGCAGGCCUUCAAGAUUUCCGUGAGAGCGUUGUGCAACGGCGACUGUGACAGAACAAUCAAGGUGGAAGUGUAUGACUGGGAUCGAGAUGGGAGUCACGAUUUCAUUGGAGAAUUUACAACGAGCUACCGGGAACUUUCUAGAGGGCAGUCUCAGUUCAAUGUGUAUGAGGUGGUGAAUCCUAAAAAGAAAGGGAAAAAGAAAAAGUAUACAAACUCUGGAACAGUAACCUUACUUUCCUUCUUGGUGGAAACUGAAGUUUCCUUUCUUGACUACAUUAAGGGAGGAACACAGAUCAACUUCACAGUGGCUAUUGACUUCACAGCCUCGAAUGGCAACCCUGCCCAGCCCACCUCUCUCCACUACAUGAACCCUUACCAGCUCAACGCCUACGGGAUGGCCCUGAAGGCGGUGGGAGAAAUCGUUCAAGAUUACGACAGCGACAAGAUGUUCCCAGCUCUGGGAUUUGGUGCCAAGCUGCCUCCAGAUGGAAGGAUCUCUCAUGAGUUUGCAUUGAACGGGAACCCUCAGAACCCGUACUGUGACGGCAUCGAAGGUGUCAUGGAAGCCUAUUACAGGAGCCUGAAAUCUGUCCAGCUGUACGGACCGACCAACUUCGCACCUGUCAUCAAUCACGUGGCUAGGUAUGCGUCCUCUGUCAAGGAUGGCUCCCAGUAUUUUGUGCUGCUGAUUGUGACAGACGGGGUCAUUUCUGAUAUGGCUCAAACCAAGGAGUCUAUCGUGAAUGCCUCAAAACUGCCCAUGUCCAUAAUCAUAGUGGGUGUCGGACCAGCAGAAUUUGAUGCCAUGGUCGAAUUGGAUGGAGAUGAUGUGAGAGUCUCUUCCAGAGGAAAAUAUGCUGAACGGGACAUUGUACAGUUCGUGCCGUUCAGGGAUUACAUGGACCGAAGUGGAAACCACAUCCUGAGCAUGGCCAGGCUGGCCAAGGACGUCUUGGCCGAGAUUCCCGAGCAGUUCCUGUCCUACAUGAGGGCCCGAGGGAUCAAGCCGUCCCCUGCGCCGCCGCCCUACAGCCCGCCCCCCCACGUGCUGCACACACAGAUCUGACUGCGCUGGCGCCCCGCUG
Messenger RNA from Ochotona princeps (American pika), 1746 nucleotides. RefSeq names its product copine 8 (gene CPNE8). NCBI's taxonomy places the organism in Eukaryota, Metazoa, Chordata, Mammalia, Lagomorpha, Ochotonidae. The transcript is spliced from 20 exons. Gene Ontology annotation, molecular function: calcium-dependent phospholipid binding. Gene Ontology annotation, cellular component: plasma membrane. Gene Ontology annotation, biological process: cellular response to calcium ion. The record is from RefSeq and is a predicted model, not a curated record. Bases 33 to 1727 code for a protein of 564 amino acids.